AUGGAUCUGUGGGCGACUUUGCCUUGUCCUUCCAUCCUGCACGGGAAUGGUCUAUUGAACGUUGCUGCCGCCCAACCCCUACUAGAGCAAUUUGCUCGCUACAUAAUGGGGAUGGCUCUGGAUUGUGCUCUCUUUGGCCCCUGUGAUGUGGAAGAUCGACAGGCUAUCAGGCAACACUGUCAAGUUGGUGCAUGGUUGGAACGUGCUCGGCAAUGCUACCCGCCAGCACUGGGGUAUCAUGGUACGCCGGAUCACUUUGCGUACCUAUCUGUUCUCUGUCCUCCGGAGGAUGGGUGGCCUUGGCCAGAAUUUUCUACUUGGCUUUCUGAUUUGCCUUUCGACACGCUACCUGAUAGGUAUCAGCGAUUUGAACCAAAAGAGAUCCCUGUAAAAGCUCGAGCAGUCUUUGUUCCAGCCAUUCUUGUGGAAAAAGAGGACCCUGAUAGCGAUUUGGAUGCUUACGCAAAUGUGUUUGCCACGACUGCAACAACAGUUACGGCUACACCUAACAUCGCUACAGUCCCAGCUCCAGCUCCAAAUGUUGUUACUCCAAGUCCACCGAAAGAAGCUCCACUUCCACCGGUGCGGCAAUUGGCCUCCCCACCUUCCGUUCCACAAGACGUCCUUGAUGCCAUGCAAAAAGUGAGCGCUUUCCAAGAACAAAUUGUUCAUGGUACAUCUGCGGGCACACCUACUAAUCCAGUUGACUUGGUUGCUGGUGAUGUGGAGGAGUAUGACAUUCGCCCAAAUGACUUGGCAACUAGGUUUGCUUCUUCGGCGAAUGAUUCUUUUACUGCAGCAGUCAUGCAAGCUGGCAAUAUUGCUGAUCGACGUCGCUCUAGUUUGGCACAAGGAAAAUUUGGGGCUGGUCCACGAAUGGGUUCGCUGGGCCUUGCUCCAAUGCAGAACGACAUGUUCAACCUGCAGACACUGGCGGCAGCGCUUGGAGUGCGACAGUCUUGUUUUGUUUCAGCUGAUAAAGCGUCUCUUGCAAGUGUGCAGGCACGUCGGACCUGCAGCCCUUAUUUCCUAAAUGUUGCUCUGAUUCUUGCAAGUUUCUUUCCCCAAGAGGAGCAACCCUAUCUGUGUCUGUCUGAUGAUCGUGUGGUGGCUGCGACUGAUUGGAUGAAAGUUCCGGAACCAACGCAACUCGCCCGUGAUCUCAUUGCGGUAUGGGACCAUGGCCACAAGGAGGCAACGUCAGGUGUCACACGAACAUUGCAUUAUGCACUUCGUUUUCGUGCGGAUAUUGCUACAGAUUUUCAACAGAUCCCGCUUCCAUAUGAAGCUGAAUUUGACCUGCUAAAUUUUGCAAUGCAUAAAUCGAUCUGUGAUGUGGCAAGAUGGAAGAUGGGUCGGAAAGUACCACCACCCCCUGUCGGUGGUCCAUCUUGGCACAUCUUUCAAUUGCUACCCAAGAAGACGCAACAAUGGAUCAGAUUUAUGGGGGGAAUACGACGAUUCCGUAUUUCGGGCAUCUUUGUUUGGCCAAAAUCUGCUACAUUUGCGCAAACUCCCUCAGCACACCGCCGUCGUUCGCUUAUGGAGAUGCCGUUCUCGCCAAUGCACUCUCCAGUGGAUGGAAGAUCUAUGUGCUUUGUUUGGGGAGGUUACUGCAAUGAUGUGGUGGCUGGCGCUUUUGUGGUGGCUCCAACUAUGGUGGGACGCCACGAAUUCACCAAAAAACCUCUUUGCUAUUUGGACAAGUUCCAGCUGCUUUAUGAACGCGUGGAGAGGAAGUGGGAUCCUGCUGAGUUGGAUGUGAACGGCCAUACUUUGAAGGGUCUUGCUCGUGUGACAACGGAACAGGGAUUUGUCAGUCCGGCGGCUUUGCGAAAUCUAAAGGCGUGGGACGGGAUCGUCUGCAUGUUGAUCUCGCCAAUCCUUGAUGGCAUGCACCAGCUUAUGCUGAAGCAAACUGGGCCCCAGUGGUGCACAACUUCUGGAAAAAGAAUCUCUCACGGCGACAUGCAUUCCAAUUCCAUUGGAUUGUCGUGUGAAGAGGAUGUUUCGACAAAGGUUCCCAUCAAAACGGACUCGGAAUUUGACGAAAAGGAGGCAGAAGAAGGAGAGACGGAGGCGGCAAGUCCCUUGGCGGAUGGACUGGUCAUUGGUGGUAGACGGCGUUAG
Cylindrotheca closterium is the source of this 2130-nucleotide messenger RNA. Lineage: Eukaryota; Bacillariophyta; Bacillariophyceae; Bacillariales; Bacillariaceae. The record is from the annotation of a GenBank genome assembly.